GUCUGGCAACCCUGCUGCAGGGUUUGUUUACAUCAGGUAGUAUCAGCUGAUGGCGGAGGCGGUGAGGAGGCCACGCAACCGCUCCAAGAAAGUGGUUCAGCAGAAAUGUGAUAACGUCAAAGUGAGGGAAGAGAGUGAGGAAAAUGACAGUCUGGAGGAACUGUUGCAUGAGUAUGGGGACACACCGCUCCCUGAGGUGGAGAGGCAGGAGGAGGAGAAGGAUGAACACCUUAACAAUUCCUCAGCUGACAUCAGUGAAUCUAGAGAAGGAGUGGGUGAAUCAGAAACAACUUCAACAUGCCCCAGCAAAACUCUCGAGGCAGAAGAUGUCAACAAAUCAUUAUUUAGCCAGAAGGAGCAGAAAGAGAGCACUAUGCCCUCAGCUCCAGCCUUUGGUGAACUACAGCAUCAGUUGACCCCUAUUGACCCUUAUUACCAAGCUCAAAAGCAGCUGAAGGAAUUGGUAAUUACAGAUUCUCAGCUGUGUGUACCCCAGUCCAAGCAUAUAAAUAGCGGUGGUGUAGUGCAACAUAAGGUUAUGAGUCAUAGUGUACAUAGUGGUAGUGUGGUAGUGGAGACACAGAGUGAUAUCCUGCCAAGUGUUCCAAGGCUUGAGGACAUUGAGGGACACUUAGAAAAUGGGACAGUAUUAGAGGACGGUAUUGUUGAUGAGGCUGUGGAGCACACGGGGGAGGAACCUGCUGCCAAGACAAAAAUUACGCUAGCAGAAGAGUGCAGCAUUGAACCGAUGACUGAAAUACAGCUGAGUGCUCUCUACCAAAACCAUGAACUUGAAGAAAAUGAGGCUUACAUAGCGCACUUCAUAGAGCACGAGAGGACUACACCUCACUUAGAGUUUUAUGAGCUUGUUCUUGGUUACUUGAGGGCAAGAACAAACCUGAUAGGUAUCCAGAAAGAGCUGUCCACCAUUCAGGAGGACUAUGAGAGGCAGAAGAAGAACAUUUGGGUGUUUGAGAAGCGGACAGUCACAGAGGAAGGGGAGUGUGAGGACGGUGCUUUACUAACCAUCAAACAUGAGUAUGAAGUUGCUUGCUUUAAGGAAGAAAUAUCAGAGCAUGUGUCAAAGCUCCUGAAGCAAACAAGGGAGCUGUUGGGCAACUCUUAUGCUCUCCACUCCUAUGAAGCUGAGAUGUGCAAGCUUCAAGUGGAAAAUUACAUGCAGAAAGUCCUGAGUGAUUGCAAAGAAUUUGUGGAUCUUCCAAAGAAUGCACAGGUGUGUGCUAGCAGCCUGAAGGAGCACCAGCCAUACCUGCAUCUGCAUGUGGAGAAGUUACAGAACUGCAUCAGUGUUCUGUUUGCAUUUCAACGCCGAGGGGUGAAGGACCACCAGUUUGUGAGGGACAGCCGGCAGUGGCUGACGGACUUGGUGGCUGUGCUGCUGCGGGUGGCAACGCGGCAGGACCACCUCUUCCUCCUGAACCACAUCCUAAGGUGUCCUGCAGGUGUGGGCACCUGGGCACCUUCCUAUAUACAGAUCGGGGGUGAAUGGCAGCAGGACAUUGCAGGAGGUAUUCUUGGAUGCUGGCCUCUGGAUCACUCCCUCACUGUGCUCUCCACCAUCGUGCAACCAGUCAGUGCUAGGGAGGACUUCCUGCACCACAUCAGACACACAGCACUGCCUGGGGGAACAAGUGAGGGUGGGAUGGGCCAGAAUGGAAUGGACAAUGUUUGGGUGGUGGUGGAUAGCUCAGGGGAGGAGGAAGAGGACCCAUCACAGCUCUGGGCAGCCUUCACAGAAAAUGAUGUCAUUCAGAUUCUGAACCAAGUGCCAUUCAAGAAGAUAUUCCAACACAUGCUGCUGGUACAGGAUGAGAAACAAACUCGGGCACUGAACUAUGAGGUGAUGCGCACCUCUCACCAGGGCCUCCUGAAGCUUUUUGCCUUUGCCAGAUGCCUUAUUGAUCUCUUCCAUAAAGGGCUCAAAACAUUCUCUCAGGUUCGCUAUCGAGGGGCCAGCAAGAGGCUGUGUCGGCUGCUACGUCACACCGUGGAGUACGUGACAGAUCAUUGGCAAGGGUGUCUGGUGACCCACCAACACAACCCUGCCCUGGAUGCCCCACAAUGGACCUCCCUGCAGGUGGAAUAUGAUCAGCUCUUUGAGGCAGCUGUGGACAGUAUCUUCAGCAGCCCCCGAUCAGGAGCCUGGCAGUUUCUGGCAGUCAUCCCUUACGGCAGUGUGUCCCUCACAAGGUUGUGGAAGAUUGUUUACAAACUACAUGUUGGGAUGAAGAGGGAAUCAAUUGAGGCAGCCAGCAAGAAGAAUACAGAGAACCUCACAGCAAAUCAGUGGGCCGAGCUGGUGGCCCACUCAGACACUAGGGGACAGUUCCAUGAUUGCCUGCUGAAGCUGGAGGAAAAUGAAGGCUUCUACCUCCUCUCAGCACUGGCCAACAUGACAGUCACCAGGGAGCCCACAGAGAAUGUCUUCAUACAGGUGGUGGUGAGCAAUAUCUUUGAGGUGGCCUUCAUCAAUGAGGGCACAAGAGAAUCACUGUGUCGCACUGGUCGUGACCUGCUGGCCUCCGUGGGAAGCACUCAUCCUGUCAUCAUGUCACACCUACUCACCACAACUCAGGAGAAAAUAAUGCACCUGGGAAGCAUGGCAUUGUACCUGUUCCGAGCACUGCCCAUUGAGGUGUGGUGCCCCACUGAGGAGGACAUGACCUGUGUGUCCCACUGGCUGCUCUUCAUGCCAGCCGCCAGUGUGGAGAACCAGCUGGCCCGUGUGAUACUCUCUAAGCUCAACUGGAGUGAGAAUGAGGCCAAGACAAAACUGGUACUGCCACAGGAACUGCACCAAAAGGUGGCACUGACUGUCCUGGAAGCUCACAUCAAGAUAUGCCGUGAUCUCUACUCUGGAAACCUUCUGACAGAGGGUGUGAAGCAUGUGACAGCAGCCAUGUACACCCCUGCUCCUGAAAAGGUGUUCUUCCUGUGGUCAUGGGAAAUGUUAACUCGCCUGCGUCUUCAUCGCCUGGACCAACCAGAGUCACAGGUGCGUGCUGCUCUGGCCUGCCCCGCCUCCCUGCUGGUGGACAUGCCAGACCCAACCUCCAUCACAAUCACACAGGCGUCCCUGAUGAACGUUGUGAAGCGUGGCAUAAUGGACAAGAAACCACUGGCACUCUAUGCUGCUCUCCUGAUGACCACUUGGGGACACUCCUUGCCUGAGAUAUGUGAGCAUGGUGUGGAGUGCAUGCAUGAGCUGGUGGUGCAGGGGCGGUGUGAGGCCAUCAUUCAUGCCCUUGGACAGAUCACCCCCCUCUUCUUUUCCCAACCAGAGGACCUCACCACCAACACCAGAUUUAUGUUGGCCGUUCAGAAGUGUUUGGCAGCUGACCAGUCCUACAUAACACUGGCCAAGAGCUUUGUCUCAGCAUCACCACCUGGCAAGAUCCUCACUCUCUUUGCUGCCAUGAUUGUCCACCACAUCAAGGAUCACAAGAGGUACAGUUUUGUGUCUGGAGCACCAGCUGUAAGGUUUUGGCUGCAGCUGCUCAUUGGGGUGCCUGAGUGGGUGCACAACAGCUCUGUUCUCUACUUACUGGACAUCAUCUGCCAGCAUGCCUUUGUGCAGCCUAUCUGCUGGCAAGAAGUCCUUAGGGCAUUCUCAGAAGUCAUGAAAAGCCCUGAGUACCAGCACACAGGUGGGGGAGGAGUGUUUGCCUUGCUCUCUUGGCUGACAGCUGGAACCACUGCCCCAAACUCCCUGUUGGUGCCCUCAGCGCCUGAGUUCCCAUGGUUCACCAUUGCUGUGCUCAUCCUGGAAACACAGCAGGAGAUUGGAUCAGGGCUGUGGAAGAAUCUCUUGGUGGAGCUCUUCAAUCACCCUGACAUCGGACUGGAGCAAGCUGUCAAGAAAGUACAGUCAGAUUUGGGCCUGGGUCCUGUAUCGUCCAACCUUCUCAGCAUCUACCGGUGGGGCCAGCAGGUGGUGGAUCUCCCAGCAGACCACCCUGCCCUCCCUCUCACCCUGCAGAUGUACUUCCUGCUUCACCUGGCUCGUGUUCCUCCCCAGCCUGGGAAAUAUGAAUGUUGCAGUGUUGUUUCCGAGUUCUAUAAAGGAUACAUUAAUUCCUCUUUCUUGGGAAAGAUAAAGAAGAAAGUGCUGACAUGUACUGAGCUUCUUGAGUCUAGAGUGCACCAACAGCAAGAUCAGGAAGAUGAAGACAACCCACCAAACCCUCAGCUUGGUGCAAUGGCCCGUUUGGUACGAGGAAUGCAGGCGUGGCUAGAGGAGGAGCGACUGUAUGAGCCCGGAGUGUACCUGCCAGCCCUGCCCCCUCACCUGCUGCCUCAUCACCUUGUUCAAAUCUUCCAGGGUAACUGGGAACCAUGGCCUGAAGCUGUUGAUCGAAAUGCCAUUGAAGAUAAUAGCCAAAACCUCCUCAAAGUGUGGCACCAGCAUCGCAAUGGCAGUGGAAGCGCGUCAGCAUCCCCGUCAGCCUCCCCUCAACACUCAGUCAUGCAGGAGUGUCCAAAGAAACAAAAACAGAGAGACCACAGGGCAGCUAUUCUUAAGAGGCUAGGCACCUACGAGCCUCCCAAGCCACCCCCUGCCGUGCCCCCUAGGAGUCCCCUGCACACCCCACUCCUCCAUGACAAGACUCUCAAGGACCCAGAUGCUUUGCUCUGCCAUGUUCUUCACUACACAGACCUGGUUGCUGAACACUCAAGUGCAGUAAACAUCUGGUGUAAGGAGUUGUGUGCACUGGACUGUGUGUACCGGGAAGUGUUACCACGGCUCUGGUUCAACACAAACACCAAGAUGGUCCAGACAGCCAAAUGUAAGCCUCCAAAGGUUGGCCGGCAGCAGCCUGAGUGUUGUGGAGAGGCAAGCAUUGUGCUGGAGUUUUCAGAGGCUCGCCUAAAUGAGAGAGAAAAUGCUCGCAUUGAACAGAACAGGGAACAGUCUGAGGGUGUGGUGCAACGGUGCCUCAAGCCUCCACCGCUGCAGUUAUGUCAGGCUGCUGUUAGUCUAGAGGCAAUCAUCACCACGCUGGUGAACAGAUUCCGCAAGGCAAAGCAUGGGGAAAGCAAACAGACCCUCUUCCAGCUUCUGACAAGUGGCCGGCAAGUCUUCUACCACAUUGUGCAGCUCACCUCAGAGGACACCAGUGCCUAUCCUCCUGCCAAGCAGUUGAUUACCUCCUGUGCAGAAGUUCUUGGUCAGGAAUUUGUGAGUGGCCAUGGGGAUUGCCAGGAGAAGUUAGUGUCUGAAGUUCUGGAGUGGGGAGGGCAGGUGGGAGGGCUGCUGGCACCUCACUUCACCCCGAGUGUCACCAGCACCGCCACUUUCCUUUCUCUGUAUUCCUCCCUGUGUCGCCAUGCCUCGGUAUCACCUGACCACACCUUCAUGUUGCUCUCCAAGUUUGAUCUGGAGAACUGGGUGUCCACUGCUCAACUGAGCACUGGCGAGUGUAGCAAGCUGGUGGGGAGUGUUGGGGCAGCUCUGUGUUCCCUCCUGCCCCAGCCACAACCUAGUCUUCUCAUGGUGCUUGAGCUGUACCGAGUCCACUUGAAGAGUUUGCUGAACCAUAAGUUCCCUCAACACUACAUGGAAGUGCUCAACAUACUGCUUCAAGUGUCUGCCUCCACACAGGAGGACUGUGGUGGGGUGAGCACUGGUCUGUGGUAUGACCUGAUCAAUUCUCUGGCGAUGGGUGUCACCUGCUUCACCCCAGACAUGGAGCGGCAGGCUGUAGUGCAGGCUAUUAGGGACUACGCUCAGCAUCAGGCAAGACUCUCACAAGCUAUGGUGGAUGAUACACUGAAAAUGUUGUCCAACUACUUUGUGAAGCAGCGGCUGGAGUUUGGUCUGUACGGUCUUUACCCAAAGUACCGACUGCAUAUCAGACCUAUUUCAGUAUUCCUCUGCCUCUUGUCCCACACCUACAUUGUCACCACACUGCAUGCCAGACCUGGCACCCUCCAAGACGAUGUGGUGCAGAAGGUGUGGAGGACAGUGGAGGGUGUGUGGGCUGGGUGGGUGGCCCCUCUAGGUGGUGCUGACAGACAGACAUGCCCAGAUUGGCUUCGUCACCUCACUCAUGACAUUCAGCUGCUGUUGCCCUGGGCUCCAAGUGAUGCCAGUGCUGCUGACUCCAUGGUUGCUAUGUUUGUUGCUUCCAUUGAUUACAUCCAUGAGUUGCUACCAGGUCAGUCAAGCAUGCUGUCCAUCUUGUUGGAGUACUACAGUAAUACCUUUGCUGUGAGAGAGGUGAAGAGUCAUGUCUUGGUGGUAGUGCACACCCACCUUGCAGCCCUCUCCUGGCACCACCUGCAUCCUUCCCUCCAGGACACCCUCACCCUGUGCAAGGUGGUGGAGCAGUACCUGCCAGAGUGCCACAGCUUCAUGGGGCAGGUGUUAGUGCAGGUGAACUGGGGAAAGGUCCUUGAGGCUGCACUGGCACCCCCCACCACCAACAGCCACAUGGCAAUCAAGGCCUCACAAGGUGAGUGCCAUACAUCUGUGGGGAGUUACUCAUCAGAUCAGAUUGCUGCCAAACUACACACCUGCCUCCUCAACCUCCUAGUGAGGAUCUCCAUGGAGCCAAGUGUGAGACAGUCACCCCUGCUCCAGACACUGCUCCUUGAGUCUGAAAGAUUUGCUUGGUGGCUCAUAGAUGGCGACAGCUUCCAGCGAGUUGUUAAUUGGUGGGUGAUGAGCUGUGACCCACGUAUCAUCCUCUCCUUGCCAGACAGAAACCCAGUUGACAUCUCCAUCAUACAAUUGUUGCACCGUGCUGCUGGUUAUACCUCAGACACCACCUCCUUUCACCCCGACACAGCCACUAAGAGGGCGCUGCUGGUGCGGGCGGCGGUGCGGCUGGUGACCACUGCUGCAGCACGUCACAAGGCCCUGCUCACCGCAAGGCCACAGGUCUUCGCCGCCACCAUCCGUGCGGCCCUCACGCAUAUGGAGAACACGCUUGUAGCCACAGUGCCAAAGGAACAGCAAUGGAGUGAGGGUUGUGUUCUGAGCACUGAACUGCUAGCAGUGGUGAGUGGUGGAGCCUCGUCUGCCACUCUGCAGGAGUUGAGCAGCACAGCAGUGGUGGAAUGGUUGGGCUCUGAGGUGCAUCCGUCCCCUGGCCUCCUGCUCCCUCUGGUGUCCUCUGCUUCUCGUUCCAUCCUCCACCUUAACCACAGGAACCCUAUCCUUCAGGCUGGACUCCAUGCACUCUUUUCUCAGGAAUGGUGCGGCUGGGAAGGGGAGGUGACCUGGCCUCGUGUGUUGUCUCUUCUCUCUUUUCCCCUCACCAACCCAGCUGCGAUGCUUUCCUUAGCCGGUCAGGAAGGACAGCUGCUGGUGGUAUAUGCCCACACGCGGUGGAGGCAGCAGCAGCAGCAGAACCUCACUAGUGAUACCUUCUUCCUACUCACCUCUCUAUGUGAUAUGCUGCCAACACUAGUAUUAAGUACAGAGAUGGAGGUGGGCCUGAUACUUAUAAUUAGUGAAGUCCUUAAGUUAAUAACAAAGUUGCUUUAUGAUAAGUCAACUAUAGAGUCAGUUUGGCAACACUGUCAGGGUCUCAUUGCCCACCUGGCUGUAUGGGCCGAGGACCACUGCACCACUGGCAUUCUGGCUGCAAUAGGUCUGGGCCGCCAGUCACCAAUGUCCCUUAAGUUUCGCCUCAUAUGUCGUGCUGUGGCGACCUUCUUAAAGCUGCAGAUGCCUCAGGAAGGUGUGUUCCGAACCCAUCCACUGCAGGCUCACAGUGAUGUUGAUGAGCUGCAGAGUAGUGGUGGAGGAGAGACUUGUACCCUGAACCAGCUGCGAGCUCUUACCACAAAUUCAGCCUAUGCUACUCUCUUACACCCCAUUGGUCAAGCUGUCCAGUUUUUGGAAGACCCUGGGCAUUGUUUGGCUGAUGUCCAUGUGCUGCUUGGCAAUCUUGUGGCUGAGCUGCACCGAGACCCUGUGUUGCACCAUUUGUGUGACACAGCAGCAUCACCAAACUUUAGUGAAGCAUCAGCUCCCCCACCUCCUUAGCAAUGACAGUGAUAUGUGAUAUUUUGUAAUGAAAAACCAUCUUCUUAUUUGGAAUUUAGUUUUUUAUUUUGGUUUUGAGGAUGGUUUUAUUGUGUGAUAUUCCAUUAUUAAGUAGUUAUUUAAUUGUAGAAGCAGACUGUGUCUGCUUUGCUAGAUGUUUUGUUUUCAUUAAGAGAGGAUAACUUUUAUAUCUAGAGUUCCCUGAAUAUUAAGCGAGCAUAGGUUAAGUAUAUACAUAUAUACAAUUUAUCUGAAAACCUAAUGCAGUUCCUACAUCAAACUGUAUAUUUUUUAUUUAAGGAAUAUUAACUUCCAACUCAAAAUAUGGCUGAAAAAAGUUUAAUCUUACUAGACUCUUUGGAUGCCACUGAUUUUACCAUCUAGUGUGUAGAGCACAUGUAGCAAAAUCCUUCCUGCCCAUGAUAGAGAAUUGUGGAUUGAAUUUGUCUUGCUGUGUGAGCCAGAGUGUGGUGGUUGCCAACAGUGACCAGAAAGCCACUGUAUAAUAUUGUUUUGGCUUCAUUUGUUUAAAACAAAUGUCAGCAGGGUCCAAACUUUAGAUUAAUUCUUACUUAAGAACUUCUUGUUUCCUGAAGACAGCUACACACUUUUCAUGGUUUCAGAUGGUUUAUCCGAAGACAGAAACUGGGAACACUUAUUUUACUAUCCAUAGUAAUACUACCUUACUAAAUGUUUUCAACUGCAACAAAUCAGUUUUAUAGUAUUUAUUUAAAUUCAGUAGUGCAAUUUUUCAUUUAGCUUUGUGAAUUUAAUUAUGAUAGUUUAUAUUUUUUAUACACAAUAGAAAAUUAUUGCUCAGUAGGAAACAACAAAUGCUUUAAUGACUCGCAUUUCUUUAUUCCAGUCACCUACCAGCACUAUUGAAGCUGGAAAAAAUUAUUUCAUCUUCAUUAUUCAUUAUCACUGGCCCAUUAAACUGUUAAGUUCUCAAGUUCAUUAUGCAGUGCUUGAAAAUGAAGUAGAUGCAGCUUGGCAAGGAGCAGCUAUCAGCAACACAUAAGACUAACCUGCUGAAAACCAGGUCUCACCUAUUUCUAAGCACUUUUCAAAAAUUCUUCCUCUCAAAUUUCUACUUCGUGGCAUUACAUAGCAUUUGUGGUGCAAAAAAGAUAAUACAAAUAAACCUUGCAGAGAUGUCUAGUAUCAGAGUACAGGAUAUAAAGCGAGUUUCUGAGGAUAUUGCCAGAGGUAAAGUACGAUUAUUCAAAGUGGAAAAUGUUUCAUUUACAUGUGUAUUUUGAGGUGUUACUUAGCUGUGGCAUGAAAUUCAAGUGUAGUCUGGUGAUGUACAAUGGCAAGGCCAGGCAGGUAUGCUUGCUGAAGAUCCAAAAAUGUAACAAUUCAAUCAUGAUUCCAAAAGUUUUGGAGCUUUACAGUAUUUCAUGAUGAAACAAGUGACAACACACUGAUACUUGUUUCUGAUAAACAUUACACCAAGAGAGUAUGGAUGUAAUAAACAGCAAAUGAAAGGCUGUGUGGCACCAUGCUUAUAUAGGCAGGAAGUGGGAUGGAAUGAAGUUAACAGCAAACCAGUUGAUUAAUAUUCAGAUCACACAGUUUCUUUACAAGACAAAGACAAUUCAUGCGUUCAGAUUGUAUUGCAUGACUUAAAACAAUGUACGUAUAGUAUAUUGAGUUGGUAUUUCUUCACCAUAGUUAUUAACCCAGUCCUGCCACUGUAUCUGUUGCCAGGCCAUACUUGAAUUUCAUGCCACAGCUAAAUGGCUCAAAAAAGACAUUGCAAAUGUAUGUGCCAAGGACAUUUUUGGCUUUGAAAAACCUGCAUAUGAAUCACCCCUGGCAAUAUCCAGACUCAUGUUAUACCCUAUAUAUUUCACAUAGCAUUUAUAACAAACUAAAAACAAGGUAUGUCAAAAAAUAUAGCUGGCCUGUCCUGAGGUCAGUCAAAGCAGUAGUUUUUUAUUAUUUUAUAAUAUUUUUGCAGCAACAUGAGACUGCAGAGCUGGACAAUAAUAUUACUAAAAGACUACUCCAGUGACUAGUCUGAGGCAUGGCCUGAUGCACCUUACAAACAACCAUUUUUUCAACAGUUGAUGGUCUUGAUAUUCAACAACAGUUGCAUGGAGAUAUAUCAUCCUGUUAUAUCUCCAUCUGAAACAUAUUCUACAUUGCACAAAGGAUGAGUGAUGUUGGGAAUUGAUAUGACGUCUUGUUUUUGUUUUUAAGCAAUAACCCUGACCAUGCAACACCUACUUUACUAUCAAGCACACCAGUUCAUCUUGGUGUCCAUUCCCUUCAUACAAAGCAUGAGUUAUAGCAUUUGGUGCUGCUAACUUGCCUGUAUACAAUGUUUUAUGUAUGUGUAUAUAUGCUGUUUUCAUAGCAAUAUCAAGCUCCAAGAUUAAUUGCUUAAUCUGGUCAUUGAAUUUGUAAGCUUUCAGAAAUAAUAAUAAUUAUAAUAAAAA
This is a messenger RNA of Portunus trituberculatus (swimming crab), 10464 nucleotides long. It is a transcript of the gene Epg5, whose product is annotated as ectopic P granules protein 5 homolog. Gene Ontology annotation, cellular component: cytoplasm. Lineage: Eukaryota; Metazoa; Arthropoda; Malacostraca; Decapoda; Portunidae. The record is from RefSeq and is a predicted model, not a curated record. Gene Ontology annotation, biological process: autophagosome maturation.